UGAAAUGUUUCCUUUAUACAAGGCACCAUUGCAAAGUAACUUUCACUCAUUCUAUUAUUUCGUAAACGCACUGCACUCCAUAAGAAAAGGAAGAUAUCAUUUAUAUAUCUUAUUUCUACUUUGUAGACAAAAUGAUGGCCAGUCAGUCCAUGUGAGAGAGCGUCGGAGGAGGAGAGUAAAUCCGCCACCACUACCACCGCAGCCACCACCCGCAGCAGCACCACCACAAGACGCUGUACCAGCUGCACCACCACCCCCACCACCACCAGGCGCUCUACCAGCUGCACCAGCACCACAACCGCAAACUGUACCAGCAGCACCAGCACCACAACCAGAAGCUGUACCAGCAGCAGCGCAAGCACCAGCACCAUCACCACCAGAAGUUGUACCAGCCCCACCAGCACCACAAUUGGAAGCCGUACCAACUGCACCAGUACUACAAGAUGCACCGGAAGCAAUACCGGCCGCAGCUCCAGCUGCACCAGCGCUACCACAACCCGCAGCAGCUGAGCAGUUUCAUGUUACUCAGUAUGUAUAACGUUUUUUCCCUGCGAAUUUACUAAAAUUAUUAAUACCUUUUUGCGCGUUUAUUUGAUGCAGCUCGUCUUGAUAACUUGACUAUGAAAACAUACUCGUUCGGUUUUUAAUAGAUAAUUCAGGCCUCAAAUUACUCUUACAGAGCUCCUGUUUUAUGAUUGACAAUUUUCCUCUCUUUAUCUAGGGUGGAUACACUGAAAGACUUUCAGGCUUGGAUUGAAGUAAGUUUAAUUUAUAUAUUUUGUCAAUGCCUUAGACAUCCUCUUUAGUCUAAACUUUUGGCAAUAAAAUUUGUACAGUAUUUAAUAGUACUUAUCUUUUAUUAUUUAGCGCACCCCGUUAUGAUGCACGGGAGGAUCGGAUUCACGCAUUGAGACUCGUGUUGAGACUAAGAAUGUUUUGUGAGGAUUAGUACAAAUUAGAAAAAUCGCUAUCUUCAUUCACUUUUCAACUUCAAAUAGAACUUUUAAACCCAAUAUUUGGAUACUUUGAAACUACUUUGCAUGACGUAAUAAAAUUCACUUAAGCGAGGGUUAGUACUAUGAUUAAAAGCGUAUGAUGACGUAAUAGCUGCAAAUAACAGGUCCUAUGCAUGCAAGUUAGAAGUUACUUACAUGACAAUUACAUGUUCUAGAAAGUAAAAACACUUCUUGGAAGACUAGGGAAAAAAAGAAAUAUCCACAAGGGGGUAUUAGAGACAAUAAAGUAUUUAUUUAAACAACUUUUGAAAUCAAUAAAACAUCUUGUAUAUUCAAGGCAGGACAUUUCUUUUGCCGAAUAAAAAAUUGCUUUAAACUGAUAUUGCUUUAUGCUGUAAGCCUUUUCGGCACGAUUCGAAAUUUAAGUCUAAAUGAAUCCUUUUUAACUUAAUAUAGAGCAGGACUUUUAACACAGGGAUCAGACCAGGGCACGCUAACGUUCUGUUUUUAACUUAUCUUUUCCCUCCUCGUUCUCCUCCUCUUCAACCUCUUUGACUUCCUCUUCACCUUCCUUAUCAUUUCCUUUAUCCUCAUGUUUACCUCCUUUGCAUGUCUCACUUCCUCAAACGCCUCUAUCCACUUCUUCAUCUUUCCUGUCUUCCUCUGCCUCUUCUUCAUCACCACUUGUUUCGUUAACUCAUCGUGCUGUAUCAUUGUUGUCUCCACCGUCUGUGUUGUUGUCGUCCUUGUCUUUGUCUACGUUGGGUCAGUCAUCUUA
Molecule: messenger RNA, 1734 nt
Organism: Hydractinia symbiolongicarpus
Lineage: Eukaryota; Metazoa; Cnidaria; Hydrozoa; Anthoathecata; Hydractiniidae
Exons: 1
Coding region: 5-538 (177 amino acids)
Source: RefSeq, a predicted model, not a curated record